This is a messenger RNA of Bombus impatiens (common eastern bumble bee), 4851 nucleotides long. RefSeq names its product ras-related protein M-Ras-like. The record is from RefSeq and is a predicted model, not a curated record. Gene Ontology annotation, cellular component: plasma membrane. Gene Ontology annotation, biological process: signal transduction. NCBI's taxonomy places the organism in Eukaryota, Metazoa, Arthropoda, Insecta, Hymenoptera, Apidae. The transcript is spliced from 4 exons. The coding region runs from base 294 to 890 and encodes 198 amino acids. Gene Ontology annotation, molecular function: GTP binding; GTPase activity; GDP binding.
UAUAUUUCCGCGCAUGGUCAUAAAAGUAUACAAGACCUAUUGUAUACGCUACUACGUUAAAGCUUACACAAACAUACUUUCCACAUUGAAACGAAUGUUGCGCACAGUAACGCAGAUUGACAGCUGGGAGAACGUGAAACAGGAGUGGCAGAUCAUGUAAGGGUACUCUAGUCGGAGAGUGAGACUUGACAAUUCACGAGCAGACGCGCUGCUAAGAAUACAUUAGAAGAGUUGACAGGAUAGGCAGAAGAAGGCAGGGCAGCGGGGGAGGGGGCGGGAGAACAAGAGGCGGUAUGACACGACCCCCUAAUAAUGACAACCUUAUGACCUUCAAAUUGGUCGUGGUUGGUGAUGGAGGUGUUGGAAAGAGUGCACUCACCAUACAAUUCUUUCAAAAAUUAUUUGUCACUGACUAUGAUCCUACCAUCGAGGAUAGCUACAUUCAACAUACAGAGGUAGACAAACAAUGGUGCAUCCUAGAUGUGUUAGAUACAGCUGGUCAAGAAGAAUUCAGUGCCAUGCGAGAACAAUACAUGCGCAAGGGUGAUGGGUUUUUAUUAGUAUACUCUGUGACUGAUAAACAAUCUUAUGAGAAUAUCAUGAAUUUUUAUACCCAAAUACUUAGGGUAAAGGACAGAGACGUAUACCCUAUGCUACUGGUAGCCAAUAAGGUCGAUUUGGUACAUUUGAGAAAAGUUACAGAGGAACAGGGAAGGGAGUUGGCUCACCGCUUGAAUAUACCUUAUAUCGAAACUUCUGCCAAAGACCCACCAUUAAAUGUAGAUGCAGCAUUCCAUGAGGUUGUUCGUAUCAUCAGAAAUCAACCUCCAGCUGAGUUGGAAAAGAAUCGGAGGAAACGAAGACGUUCAGGAAAAUGUAAUCUUUUAUAGAGCCCUAAAAAUAUUGAGUGAGUAUUGGGGCUGCGUAAUGAUUACGAAUUACCUUUUUAAAGGGUCACUUUUUGUCAUAAAAAGUGAAACGCACCUGCCAAAAAACAAAAAAAAAGGACGAAAAAAUGGGUCUUCUGUCCUCCAUCGUAUAUAGGUACAUGUGAUUCGUACAUUUUUCUUUUUUCGCCGAUUCACGUAUGAGUUCAUAGUAUUAAUAAGCAUCGAUCCCACCUUUGUAACAUAAGUGUACAGAAUAGUAAGGAUAAGAGAUGCAUCGAUCGAAAAAGAAAAAAUAACGAUACUAUAUGUCUCGGAGACGUAAUUAGAUUUUUUAAAAAAUCAAUUCAGUAUCAGUUUAAGACUUAAAAGGCCGAAAAAAUUUGUCGGAGUUAUCGACUGUUCAUCAUUAUGAUAAUAUGAGACCACGUCUCAGUACGCGUGUAUACAUCAAUUUUUUACCAUUGACAAAACUCUAUGGAAUUGAGCGUUUUUUAUUGCACAAUGCAUAAUUCUAUAGAAAUCUUUUUACUUCUUCACGUAAUAAGAUCAUGUCAUGAAAUGACUAUGAUAGUUUCAUAUAUUGAUUCAGCUCCUAUUUUAGACAGCGGUAAAAGAAAUUAUAGCUUCAAGCAUGUUUAUUUAUUUAUUUAGGUUGAAUGACCUUUUAUUUACGUGUAUGACGAUGUAUGUAUUUCUUGACAGUUUAUUGUUUGCUCGAGUCUUUCCUAUUAUAUUUGUUUCAUUGAAUUCACGUACAGAUUUUUAGUAUAUUUUCAGUCAUUGUCUUUUUGUAGCGAUGUAAAUAAUAUUCGGAAAAAUGAAUUCUUUAACAAUAAGUUUUUCUUUUUUCGGUAAAUAUACCAUUAGGUAUUUGGAACCUAAUGAAUAUCUAAUAAAUAUUCUGAAUCAAGAAUGAAAUAUUCAACGUAAGGCAGUAUUGCCUUCGCUAUUAGAUUAUUGGCUUUGAUAUUUAUAGAGGUCUGAUAUAAAAUAUUUAUCGUGUUUAAGUAUUCAAGUAAAUAUAUACAACGCAAAGUAUUGUGUUUAGCUAAUUGAAGUUGAGAAACAUAGUGUAUUAUUAAAAAGAAAGAUACACAAUGAGCAAUAUACAUAUUGCUUUUGUAAUGCAAGCAAAACUUGUCUAAUGUCGCGAGAAUUUCUUUUUUUCUAUCGAUUAAUUUAGUUUCGAACGUUCGUCACUCUAUCAAGUGCAAUACGCGAACUUUGACUAUGUCAGACCUUCUUACAUAUAUUUAAGAAAAUAAUGCCAUGGCCUACUUUAGUAUUUAAAUGUGAAAAAGGAAUGCGUACAUUUAAGAAGCGCUCCAAUUGCGUGUGUAAGUGAAAUUUAAUGUUACAUGUGAAUGCAAAUACCAAACAGUGAAUUAUUUUUCGUGCUUAUACAGACUCGAACGUUGCAGUCUAUAUCGUGCAUAAUAUUCGUCUUACAUCUUCUACGUACUCGAUACGGUACUCGUACGGUAUUCGUUAAUGAUAAGAUUAUCAACGAGGACGUUACAACGUGAAUGAAACUUUCUCGUUUGAUUAUCUUCCGUUGGUGUACGAUAACACUAAGUAUUCAUUUGCAAUGUAAUUCAUUUUUUUUUUUUUUUUUUGUUCGUUGAAAGGUUCAGUUCACGGUUCGCAAAAUAAAAUAUAUUCGUAGCACAAUGAAUAUUUAAUUCUUCGCUAUAUAUUAAAGAUAAGUACGCGUUGUUUGUAGUGUACAUGGCGCUGUGGAAACACAAAACGAAAAAGCGGUUUAAUUGCUUUAGACGUUCUUUAAGAAACUUCAACGAAGUACUCUGUUUCGAUUGUCUUUAUGAUUGCGACACAACCCUUGAAAAUGUAAUAUUCGUUUUACUUCUCGAAAUUCGAUUCCAGUAUUAUAUUUUGGUGUACGCACAAAGUGCUUCUCCUAUACGUAGGAACGAUGUGAAACUCAGCAGUAAUAUAUUACGAUACGUACGCACAAGAUGUGCACAAAUAUCUUGGCGUCACCGAUUAAUUCUAACAGUGAAACAUAUUUGCCUUGAGAUAAGAAUAAUUUGUAUUAUAAACGAUGAAGGUUAACGAAGGAAUGUGGGGUAGUUGCCGUAAUGUAGAAAAUCCACUUCGACAUUCUCUAACGAUACAAAAGAGAUGGUUGUUGUAUUUUGUGACCAGUCGAACGUCGGAUCAGAAUAGGUCUGAUAGUAUUCUUCGUUAAAGAAAAUUUUACAUAGGCGUCGUUCUUCAAAGUGCAACGAAGUAUUAGAGAAAAUUAAAAAGAACUGAGAAACAACGUAUGUAUUUUGCUCUAUCGAUACUUUCGUUUGCCAAUGAGAGGUUCAUAAAUUAAGAGCGUUAUUUUAGCUAAUCUAUUCUCUUAGAUUCGGAGAAAGCUCAAUGCGUAGUUAAAAACUGCACUGCACGAGUAAACGAUUGUACAAAUUUUACCGAAACGUUUAUACGACACUCUAAACUUAUGAUUCCGUUACAGUUUCGGUAUGAAAUAUAACCGCGAAUCGUAUCGUUUUGCAUAAAAUUUGCAAAUUGUAAGCGAUCGUACGUUACUAUUAUGCAUUCACGAAAUUCAUCGAACGUGUGGGCAACCGAAUUGAUUUCUUUAUUGCACGCGUACGUAUUGUUCGCGUGAUAUAAUACGGGUUAUACAUGUGCAUUUCUCCCACAAGGUGAAACGAAUCACCGCUUCGUUUAAAGCCCGUUCAUUUGGUAGUAGAUUUAGUAGUUACAUCGCGAAUAAACGUGGACCAUCCAUCUCGGUCGAUCGAUUGGAAAUUUCUACGUCACAAAACAGUCAUUACAGAGGAACAUCGUGUAGAUCCAAUUAAAAUUAAUCGAACGCGAUGGUUCGAUGCCUCGCUGGUUUUUAGCUGAUAUAAAAUUAUUAUUUCGUUUCGUAAACGCUGUUUCUAUCAAUGGAUUAUAUUAGAUUACGCGAAUAAAAAGAUUUAUACAUUAAGAAUCAGACUCUAUAUCGAAAGAUUCAAACAGCGAUUGUCGUUGUUAUUUCGAAGCUGAAAAAGGAAACAAACGAAACGAGGGAAAAAAAAACUGUAUAAAUACGUGCAUAUUGUGAACAUUUUUUAGACUCAGGAUUUAGCGUUCCUCGCAUGUUGUAAUAAUCUGAAAAGCGCUACGUUUUUUAUCGCCGUCCAUGAAAGAGGAUCGUGAUUGAGCAGAUGAAAAUAGAAACUCUCCUAUUGUUUCGUAUGCAACGUGUACGACAAUUAAAAACAAGCACGAUGUCGUAUAUCAAAUUGAAUUAUAACAUGCAGCGAAUAUCGUGCAACGUUGAACAAGGGAAAUCUGUAAACGCAAAGCUCGUGACGUUAGCGUGCAAACUUUUAGGUCAUUUAAAAAGGGAAGAGUCAAGAGGAUUAAUUAUGAAAUAGUCAAUACGUUGAAUCAUUGUGAUACUGAGGUGGAGAAAUCGCAAGACGUAGCGAAUGCUGUGGUUGUGCGAGCCAUCGAAGUCAGUUGGAACGACGUUUUUCUUACGUCUGUCAAUGGAAAAGGCGAGAAUUUCGAAUUUUCAUCGUUGGAAAAAUUGGGAGCUGCAUCGAAAAGAGAAACACAGGCGAAUGUUCUUUACGGAAGGAAACAAGCAACGAUAUCGUUUAAUUAAAUUACUGUUAUACAAACGAACGGAGGAAAAUUUGGAAAAGUCCCUGACUUCGUUCUCGUUUCCUCCCAGUGUUUGCUAGUCACUACAUUCAAAUACCGCACGUCAGCAUAGCUACUUAUUAUUAAUUUUUUUAAUGGAAAAAAAGAAAAAAAGAAGUACCGUAUAAUGGCACACAGGAAACAAUGAACUACACGUAAUAAGAGAGUUAUAGGUUUAAGAUGAAGUACGAUCGUUUCCGCCGUUCUUGUCCUUAGAUAGCGACGAAAAAAAAAGAAAAAAAAGUAUAUAUAUAUUUUGAACAAAAAAUAAAGAACGAGUAUUCCUCCUUAA